This is a messenger RNA of Racocetra persica, 281 nucleotides long. The record is from the annotation of a GenBank genome assembly. NCBI's taxonomy places the organism in Eukaryota, Fungi, Glomeromycota, Glomeromycetes, Diversisporales, Gigasporaceae.
GGUAAUCGACCUGAUUAUCAAAUUGCAAGAAAAUGGAAAAGUAAUCAUGACUCAGCCAGUACAAUUGGACCCUCGUUUCACCUUAAUGCAACCUUUACAGGAAAUCCUCUGAUUAGUGGGAAUAUCAGCGGUGGAUCUUUUGAUUUUUCCAAAAGUACAUUGGAAAUAAACGAAGUGAAUAAGGAAGAGGAUUUGGAAAUAAACGAAGUGAAUAAGGAAGAGGAUUUGGAUAGCAAAAUCAACAAAUUUUUUCAAAGUCCCAAUGAACAACAACCCAAUCG